Neofelis nebulosa (Clouded leopard) is the source of this 2635-nucleotide messenger RNA. RefSeq names its product fibroblast growth factor 2 (gene FGF2). Gene Ontology annotation, cellular component: cytoplasm. The transcript is spliced from 4 exons. The record is from RefSeq and is a predicted model, not a curated record. Gene Ontology annotation, molecular function: growth factor activity; fibroblast growth factor receptor binding. Lineage: Eukaryota; Metazoa; Chordata; Mammalia; Carnivora; Felidae. Gene Ontology annotation, biological process: animal organ morphogenesis; positive regulation of gene expression; cell differentiation. The coding region runs from base 607 to 1047 and encodes 146 amino acids.
GGGGUCGAGCCCCUAGAGCUGCGGAGGCCCCGGGCGGUCGCCUCCCGGCGCGCCCUCCUUACCUCCCCCGCUCCCCGCUGCCCCCCUGGGACUGAUGUCGGGCGCUUGCGUGCUGCGGCCAAAGCUCCCGAUCCAGAGGCCGGCCUCGUAAAGUCCCGAGCGAGUAGGGGGCGGCGCGCAGGAAGGGAGGAGGGCCGGGGGCGUGCGGGGUUGGUGGGUGUUCGGGGGUGGAGAUGUACAAGAUGUGACGCCGCGGCCGGGCCGGGGCCAGAGCGGCGGACGCGGUGCCCGCGGUUGCAGCCGGAACCCGGGCGCUGUAGCUUGGAGAGGCGGCCCUCCGGAGAGCGGCGGCCGCGGAGACACCCAGCCCUAAGCCCCGGCUCCCGAGCGCCGCCGCGCACCGCGCUCCAGGGCAGACGCGGAGGGGAGCGGCCCAGAGGCACGACGCUGGGGGCCCGCGGGCGCGGUCGCGCGCCGCCGGGCGGGAGGCUGGGGGGCCGGGGCCGGGGCCGUGCCCCGGACCGGGUCGGGGGCCGGGGCCGGGGGACGGCGGCUCCCCGCGCGGCUCCUGGGGCGCGGGCACCCCGGCACGGCCCCGGGGGGGCCAUGGCAGCCGGGAGCAUCACCACGCUGCCCGCCCUGCCGGAGGACGGCGGCAGCGGCGCCUUCCCGCCCGGCCACUUCAAGGACCCCAAGCGUCUGUACUGCAAAAACGGGGGCUUCUUCCUGCGCAUCCACCCCGACGGCCGAGUGGAUGGGGUCCGGGAGAAGAGCGACCCUCACAUCAAACUGCAACUUCAGGCAGAAGAGAGAGGGGUUGUGUCCAUCAAAGGAGUCUGUGCAAACCGCUAUCUUGCCAUGAAGGAAGAUGGAAGAUUACUGGCUUCUAAAUGUGUUACGGACGAGUGUUUCUUUUUUGAACGAUUGGAAUCUAAUAACUACAAUACUUAUCGGUCAAGGAAAUACUCCAGCUGCAUUUGCACCACUCCACAAUCUUUUAUUUCAAAAGAAGACCUAAACAACAGAAUUUACACAGAACGUCCCUGAAGUACCUAAAAAACAAAAUCUGCAAUGGAUAGAUCUCAGUGUGGUAAAUUUAUUUCUGGUUUGUUAGGAAUUGUCUAUGUACUGUGUAUGGGGCAUUUUAAUCUGUAACAUUCAAAAAAAAAAAAAAUCAGGUUUCAAGUAUAUACACAUCAAGUAUAUACAAAUAUUUAAAGAUAAUUUAGGAAGUUGCCUUUAUAUAAUAAAUGUUGGUUAAAUAGUGAACAUGCACAUGGAAAAAGCAAUCAUGGAGAAAUAAUACUGGUAUCAAAUGAGUCAUCCAUUGAUUUAUUAUGAUAGAGACUGCGUUUGACUCAGUGGUUAAGGAAUAUGUAGGAAAACUCCAUAUUUACUCUUUCUACUCUUUACUGUAAAAUCAGUAACAUGGAAAGUUCUUAGCUUAUUUCACAUUGCCUGGUUUUAAAUACUGAGCUCUGUAAGCUGUUUUAGUUGUUUAGUUGUUUUAGAGAGCUAUCUCUCUUUUGAGACUUUCUCAUAGGAGAGUUUUGGCUUCCUUACUAUUUAAAAUAAAUAGCAGUCAAAAUUAUUAUAAAGAGGAGAAUUAAGUCAGUAGUGCUCUAUAAGUGACUUUUAAAUGGACCUCAAAAUAAGUAUUACUUACAAAGUUAGUAUGCAUGGUUGUGUGGUGAAAUGGUCAAGAAUUUGUGUUUUCUUACAGUUUAAUUCCAGGAAAAGUAUUAGUCCUAUCCAAAAUAACCCUAAAUGCUAAACUUUACCAAUGUAUAUGAAAAGCUUUUUAUUUUCAAACAAAUUAAUCUAGAAGCAAUCCUAAACAGAACAGGUGGUAUGCUCCUGAUAGUAUUUUUUAUACUAAUGGAAUAAGUUGUAAUAUUACAAGUUUUGCUGCUAAUUUUAUAUUAGCCCUGAAGUAACCUCUGAAAUUUCUCAGAAAAUUUAAAAUCUUAUUUUCAGCUAUAGAGCUAAAAAGUAAACACAGAAAUUUCCUAAAUUUUUUCAAGCAAUUAAAAAAUAUGUAAGGUACACACCAAUAUCUUCUCCAGGCUCUGACAGGCCUCCUGGGAACUUCCACAUAUUUUUCAACUGCAAUAUAAAAUCAGAAAAUAAAGUUAACAUAGCUUCAAUCACUAACCCGCACAUGGAGACUCGACAAAAAUUGGUCAAGGGAUUGAGAAUUUAUUUUUUGGUAAUAACAUGCAAAUUUCUUUCAUCUUCCUUCUUCACUCCUCCCUUUCUUCUUCUUGGGGGGAAACUGGUGACUUUUGAAAUCUUUUCCUACCUUUUUCUCUAGGAAAUAGAAGUGGUUUUGUUUGGUUAAUGUGAUAAAUUCUGUAUGAAUGAAACAGUGGAGGGAAACAUCUACUGAAUUUGUGUAAUUUUUAAAAUUUUGCUGCUAGUUAACUAUUAACAAAUAGAGGAAUCUUACAGAUGCUGCUAUAAAUAAGUAGAAAGUACAGUAUAAGUUUAAUAACUAAAAUAUACUAUUUUUAAUUUUCACAUUUAUUUUCUGUGUUGUGUGUCUAAUCAGAUUUCUCUUGUCUCUGUGUUAAUGAUUGUAUGUACAAAUGUAAUUGCUUUUCAUGGGUAGCAUGAAUAAAUCUGAUUAGUUUAA